Molecule: messenger RNA, 2759 nt
Organism: Solanum dulcamara
Lineage: Eukaryota; Viridiplantae; Streptophyta; Magnoliopsida; Solanales; Solanaceae
Product: protein CLMP1-like
Exons: 1
Coding region: 331-2625 (764 amino acids)
Molecular function (GO): protein binding
Source: RefSeq, a predicted model, not a curated record
UUGAAAACAGAUAGCAUCUGAACCAAAUUAUCCAGGGCCUACAAUGGAUAUUCAAAUCCCACAGUAAAGUGAAAUAAUCCCAACUUCUCCAUUCUUCUAUCUAGGGUUUCAAUCCAGCAUCUGGGUCUUGACGAUGCAAUCAUAUGACGCUGAAUUCUUCACCAAAGGUGUAAACUUUUAUCUGUAAGUUGCUUUUUCAUGUUCUUCUUUUCUCACUGGAUUUCUGUGAGCUAUUCUUGAUUUAUACAGCAAAUAAAUAGUGGGAUUUUGACAAAAUAUUGGUUAUCAGUGUUAAAGUUUGAAUCUUGAAAAGUUUUUGAAAGGAAUUAUAUGGGGAAAUCAGGUGGUAGGAAGAAAAAGGGUCAAAAUCAAAAUCAGAAUCAAGGGGAAAACCAUAAACCUGUUGUUAAUGGUACUGUUGAUUUGGACUCAUCGAUUUUCUUAAAAAGAGCUCACGAACUGAAAGAAGAGGGAAACAAAAGGUUUCAGGCUAAGGAUUAUGUAGGUGCUUUACAACAAUAUGAUAAUGCUCUUAAACUUACACCAAAAACGCACCCAGAAAGAGCUGUGUUCCAUAGCAACAGAGCGGCCUGUAUGAUGCAAAUGAAACCCAUAGAUUAUGAUUCUGUUAUUUGUGAGUGUAAUAUGGCACUUCAGGUUCAGCCUCGAUUUGUUCGAGCUCUUCUACGGAGGGCCCGUGCACUUGAGGCUGUGGGUAAGUAUGAAUUGGCAAUGCAAGAUGUGCAAAUGCUAUUGGAUGCCGAUGGGGAUCAUCAGGAUGCCUUGGAAAUUGCAGGGAGAUUGAGCAUGAUACUUGGUCCUCGCCAGGACGCCCAGCAAGACCUCCAGAGCCGACCAUCUCCAGCUGCACUUGGCGCAUCUGCAGUGGGUGCCGCCUCUAUUGCCGGUCUAGGACCGUGUUUACCUUCUCGAUCAAUGUCUAAGAAGCCAGUACCUUCAACUGGGGCUACGGUUGUAUCAGUUAAUAGUAAACCAGAUAAGCCCUCCCAUGUUAUGCCAGCUGAAAAUGGUACUCAGGCCAAAGUUCAGUUGCCAAGGGUUUCCUUGAAGCCUACAACUGGCCCUUCUAAACCUAAUGCAGGUCCUAGUAGGGAUGGUCAGAAGGAGCAGGCUUCUACCUCAGCAUCAAUUACAGUCCAUGGACAUUCUAAAGAUGCUGUGAUUCGUUGGAGGCCAUUGAAACUUGUUUAUGAUCAUGAUAUAAGACUUUCCCAAAUGCCUGUAAAUUGCAGUUUUGGAGUCUUGAGGGAUAUUGUUAUGAAACGGUUUCCAAUGUCAAAAUCUGUUCUUGUUAAAUAUAAGGACAGUGAUGGUGAUUUAGUAACUAUUACCUGUACGGCUGAGAUUAGAUUGGCCGAGUCCUGGGUUGAUAGUCAAGUAUCAAAAGACCCUGAUGCAGAUGAAGGUGACUCCAUUGGGAUGUUGAGAUUGCAUAUUGUCGAGGUGAGUCCUGAACAAGAACCAGCUUUGUUGGAAGAGGAAGAGAGGCCUGUUGAAAGUGAGGAGACUAUAGCAGAUGAGAGUGGAUCCCAUUCUUCACUAAGUGAUUCCGUGGUGGAAACUCUGGACAGUGAGAUUAACAAGUCAGAGAAGGACAUUGCCAAAGAGAAAACCACAAAAGAAGAUCCUGAAUGCAAGGAAGUUGAGAUGGAUGAUUGGUUGUUCGAGUUUGCGCAGUUAUUCAGGACUCACGUUGGCAUUGAUCCAGAUGCACACAUUGACCUGCAUGAGCUUGGAAUGGAGCUUAGCUCUGAAGCCCUUGAGGAGACUGUGACAAGUGAAGCGGCUCAAGCUCUUUUUGACAAGGCUGCCUUAAAGUUUCAGGAAGUGGCUGCUCUGGCUUUUUUCAACUGGGGAAAUGUUCACAUGUGUGCAGCGAGGAAACGAAUGCCAAUUGAUGAUUUUGCAUCAAAGGAGACGAUGGCUACCAAGCUUCAAGCAGCAUAUGACUGGGUGAGAGAAAAAUAUUCUCUGGCCAAAGAGAAGUAUGAGGAGUCUCUCUCGAUUAAACCAGACUUUUAUGAGGGGUUGCUGGCAUUAGGGCAGCAGCAAUUUGAAAUGGCAAAACUUCACUGGUCCUUUGUCUUGGCUAAGAAAGAAGACCUGUCAAGUUGGGAUCCUACUGAGGCGCUUGCUCUAUUUGAAAGUGCAGAAGAGAAAAUGAAAACAGCGACUCAGAUGUGGGAAGAGCUGGAGGAGCUGAGGGCUAAUGAACUAAAGGAUCCUAGUACAAGCAAGAAGGAUGAACUACUAAGGAGAAAGAAGAAACAGGGAAGUGGUCCUGAAGGUGAGGUGUCAGCUACAGGUGGUCCAGGUGAAAUUUCAGCUGAUGAGGCUGCACAGCAAGCUGCUGUAAUGCGAUCUCAAAUACAUUUAUUUUGGGGCAAUAUGCUUUUUGAGCGGUCUCAAGUUGAAUGUAAAUUGGGGUUGACUGGUUGGAAGGAGAACCUUGAUACUGCAGUUGAACGAUUUAAGCUUGCUGGAGCUUCUGAAAUUGACAUCUCAACAGUUCUGAAGAAUCAUUGUUCCAAUGAAGAAGCUACUCAGGGAUCUCUGGAAAUGGUUGAGAGCCUGAAGACUGAGGGUGAUGCUAGUAAAGCUUAGGCCGUGACGAUACACUAAUUUUGCAAUAUUUAUUUCUUUACAAACAACUUUUACAUUCAUGAGAUCAGAAAAUUUUGCCUUGAAACGUCAAUUAUACAUUCAAGUUUUAUGAUGCAACAAGAAGUUUGCUGUUA